UGACCUCCCAAGGUGUUAGGAUUACAGGCAUGAACCACUGCACCUGGCCCAAACCAAUUUCUUAAAAUGUAAAUAUGUGCAAACUUAUAAAUAGCAGACCUUUUUAUGUUUUUCAAGCUGUGCUAUCAGAGUGCUUUGCGGGUUUCCAAGAGUAACAAAAAAAUGAGUAAAUCUCUGGGGUUGGUAUCAUUUGAAGACGUGGAUGUGGACUUCACCUGGGAGGAGUGGCAGGACCUGGAUGAUGCUCAGAAGACCCUGUACAGGGACGUGAUGCUGGAGACGUACAGCAGCCUGGUGUCCUUGGGGCACUGCAUUACCAAACCCCAAGUGAUCUUCAAGUUGGAGCGAGGAGCAGAGCCGUGGAUGGUAGAAGAACGCCCAAACCAGGGCCUCCCAGAUGUCCAAAUGGUUGGUAAUCUAAUCAAGAGGAGCCAAGGAAGUCAAGGUGGACAUGUGUGGCAAGCUGUAGUCACCAGCAGGAGGACAUCAACUGAGGAGGGAGCUGAAUCAGGAAAAACAUUUAAUUUGAGCUCAAACUGUAUUUCAAAACUGAUGGUAAGUAACGGAAACUAUUCAGGAAUAAAGCUGGAGGAGUUUGGAGUGUGUCAGGACACACUUGUCCCUGUUGAGCCUGAUGGGAUUCAGGCUGGAGAGAAGCCUGGUGCCCACCACGAAACUGCGAACUCUGAAGGACACUGUGAGCAUCGUAGUCAGCAUCGCAGGAUUCAAAUGGGGCAGCUGCCUUCUGAACGUAGCGGACGAGGGAACGUCUUUGACACAAAGGCAAUAAUCCUCAUACAUAGGAGGGUUCAAGUGGGAGAGACCCGUAAAUAUGAUGAAUAUGGGAAAGGCUGUGAUGGGUCAGCACCUGUUGCUCAAGAGAGCACUCAGGUAGGAAAGAAAACUUUCCAUAAAAAGUCUAACCUCCUUAAACAUCAGCAAAAACAGACGAGAAGGAAACCCUAUGAAUGUACUGAGUGUGAGAAAACCUUCAUUGGCAAAUCACAUCUCACAAUACAUCAGAAGACACAUACGAGGAAAAAAGCAUAUGCAUGUAACCUAUGUGAGAAAUCUUUCAGCCGUAAGACAAGCCUUACUGUCCACCAGCGAAUUCACACAGGGGAAAAGCCCUAUGGAUGUGAUGAAUGUGGAAAAACCUUCCGCCAAACAUCACACCUUGCCAUCCACCAAAGAACUCACACGGGGGAAAAACCUUACAAGUGUAAUGAAUGUGGGAAAACCUUUGGCCAGAAGUCAGGCCUCAGUGUGCAUCAGAGAACUCACACAGGGGAAAAACCCUAUCAGUGUAAUGAGUGUGGAAAAAGUUUUUGCCACAAGUUCACUCUCAGGAUGCAUCAGAGAACUCAUACAGGGGAGAAGCUCCAUGAACAUAACGAUUGUGGGAAGAACUGCCAAAAACCAGUCCUUGCUAUAAUACCUCAGAGAACUCACACAGGUGAGAAACCAUAUAAAUGUAAAGAAUGUAAGAAAUCCUUUGCCCAAAAGUCAACCCUCACUAUACAUCAGAGAACUCACACAGGUGAGAAACCAUAUGGAUGUAAAGAAUGUAGCAAAACCUUCUCCGAGAAGUCAAAACUCACCGUGCAUCAGAGAACUCACACAGGAGAAAAACCCUAUGAAUGUAAUGAAUGUGGAAAAACAUUUAGCCUGAAGUCAGUUCUUACUAUACAUCAUAGAACUCACACAGGCGAAAAACCAUAUGAAUGCAAUGAAUGUGGAAAAGCUUUUCGGCAGAACUCAACCCUCUGGCUGCAUAAGAAAAUUCACACUGGUGAGAAACCUUUUGAAUGUCAAGAAUGUAGGAGAUCUUUCUACCAUAAGUCAGCCCUUGCUAUACAUCAGAAAACACACAGGACAAAGAAGAAACCAAAAGGGAAAUUUGAACAUACACUGAGAUGAAUGAAGACACAACUGACAAAUCUAUGGAAGACAGCUAAAGCCAUGCUUAAGGGAAAUUUAAAGCUAUGAAUACCUAUAGUAAUAAAAAAUAUUUCAAAUUAAUAACGUAACCUUCCACCUAAAGACACUGGAAAAAGAAGAGUAAAUGGAAUCUAAACUAAGCAGAAGGGAGGAAAUAAUAAGAAUUACAGCAGAAACCAAUGAAAUAGAAAAUAGAAAAGCAACAGAGAAAAACAAUGAAACUAAAGUAUGUUAAUAAAAGCUCAACAAAACUGACCAACCUUUACUGUGGUGAAAAUGUAUUUUGGGUGUGAUUGAGAAGUGAGUUUCAGGAUGCAGUGACUGGAGGACCAAGAUAACUGCUGUUGCUAGGAACAUACCCCUUAUCUUAAAAAUGUUGACCAGAGAGCCUAAACAAUCCCUUUAGGUAGAAAGUAAUAAAUUAAGAAAGCAAUCACAUGGCUUAACACACUGUCAGUGACUGUUUUCUUUUUUCCCUAUUCUUUUUCUUCCAUGGUAUAAAAGGUUAGGUAGGCAUACAUUGCAAAUGUGAAGAUCUACUUUAUCUUGCUUUAUGCCACCCAAGGCUGUCUCAUAUGUAAUUUCCCCCAAAUAAGUCUUUGACUAAUACUAACCUGGAAGUGGUCUACAUCAUUCUUUGGUUUGAGCUUCCCCUUCACUUACAGAGGAUAGUUUUCAGUUUCUGCAGGAAAGUCUACCAAUACUUACCUAGAUUGAUCAAGAACAAAAAAAGAGAAGACUAAAUAUAUCCACUCUCAUCACAUCUAUUCAUCAUUGUACUGGAGGUGCUAGCCAGGACAAUCUGGCAACACAAAUAAAAGAAAGACAUAUAGGUUAGAAAGGAAGUACAAUUAUCUUUAUUUGCAGGUGACAUGAUCCUGUAUUUAGAAAAUCAUAAGUAAUUCACUAAAAGGUAUUAGAAUAAAAAAGAGUUGAGGAAAGCAAUAGCAUAAAAGAUCAACAUACAAAAGUGAACUGCGUUUCUGUACACAAGAAUUGAACAAUCCAAACAUAAAUUUAAGGAAACAACUCUAGUUAUGAUAAAAUCAAAAGUAAAAUACUUAUGAAAAACUUAACAAAAGAUGUGUAAACUUAAAAACUGGAAACUACAAUAUAUAGCUAGUGUUGGAAACAGCUAGGUAUCAUCCCUGAGCCUCUUCACCUUGGCUCUGGGGACUUUACCUUGAGGAGGAACGGGAUUGCAUUCUUGGCCUUU
Microcebus murinus (gray mouse lemur) is the source of this 3157-nucleotide messenger RNA. The record is from RefSeq and is a predicted model, not a curated record. NCBI's taxonomy places the organism in Eukaryota, Metazoa, Chordata, Mammalia, Primates, Cheirogaleidae.